Molecule: messenger RNA, 370 nt
Organism: Sinocyclocheilus rhinocerous
Lineage: Eukaryota; Metazoa; Chordata; Actinopteri; Cypriniformes; Cyprinidae
Product: fermitin family homolog 2-like
Exons: 3
Biological process (GO): cell-matrix adhesion; integrin-mediated signaling pathway
Cellular component (GO): focal adhesion; cytoskeleton
Molecular function (GO): integrin binding
Source: RefSeq, a predicted model, not a curated record
GUGGCUGGACUCCUCCAGAUCACUGAUGGAGCAGGAUGUGAAGGAGAACGAGGUUCUUCUGCUCCGGUUCAAGUAUCACAGCUUCUUUGACCUCAACCCAAAGUAUGAUGCCAUCAGGGUGAACCAGCUGUAUGAGCAGGCCAAGUGGGCCAUCCUGCUGGAGGAGAUCGAAUGCACCGAGGAGGAGAUGAUGAUGUUCGCCGCCCUGCAGUACCACAUCAACAAGCUGUCCAUCAUGUCUUCAGACAAUCACAUGAACAACAGUGAGAAGGAGGUCGAUGAGGUUGAUGCCGCUCUGUCAGAUCUGGAGAUCACUCUCGAGGGAGGAAAGACGUCCAACACGCUGGUACUGCAACACAUGCACUCUCAU